GUUAAAGCACACUUACGAAACCAGUAGGAACUCAACAGCACCAUGAAGUCCGCACUACUUUUGAUCUGCCUUGCCUUCUUCGUGGCGCUCCUAAGCACCGGAAAUGCGUGCGAUCCCGAUUCCAACAACCAGCCGGACUGCAGCGUCGCAUCCAACGUGCAAACGAAGAUCCGCAACUUCUGGGAUCCCACUCGCUACUGGUGGUGUGAGUCCUCCACCUCCACGGCCACGGUUGUGAGGUGCCCGGAGGUCACCGGAUUCGACCCCUCCAAGAAGGAGUGCGUCCUAUGGAGCGAAUGGACUUGGACUCCUUACUGUUAAUUGCAUUUUUGACAAAAAAGGAAUAAAAUAUAUGGCAAACUAAAUGAUUAAA
Molecule: messenger RNA, 373 nt
Organism: Drosophila mauritiana
Lineage: Eukaryota; Metazoa; Arthropoda; Insecta; Diptera; Drosophilidae
Exons: 2
Coding region: 43-321 (92 amino acids)
Molecular function (GO): chitin binding
Source: RefSeq, a predicted model, not a curated record